AUGUAUCGACAUGAGCAUAAGUGGAAUCUGACACUGGGAUGCUGGCUAAGUGCAUGCGAUAUUCCAUUCAUUCCAGAAGGUAUUUCAUUUAUUCUAUCGUUAAUUCUUGACCAUCAGACUCCGAACUUUUAUCCAACCGCCAUGAACACCAAACCCGGCGACGGCAAGAUAGCCAGCAAACAGGAAGCGAAGAAAACACAGCCACCUAAUAUUCAAAGGAGGACCUCUCCAUUCGCAGACAAUCCAUGUCCUACGCAUCAUCGCCCUGAUGUUAAUUGCAUGUCCUGCCGAGAAUAUGUGGCUACACUAUCUUUGUCGUAUUCCCUUCUUGAUCGCGAUCACGAGCUGACGUCUUCUAGCACAGCGCCCUGUUUAUAUUGCACAUUCGGUUUAGUAGACGGGGAUCCCAGAUAUCUAUGCCGAGUAGAUUCCUUUGCUGACAACGGGUGCUGUGUCGAAUGCAACUUGGCUCGGAAAAGGUGCACUCGGAUUGGCUUCAAGCCUCUCACGGAUGAAACCGUCAAUUUGAUGAUGAGACGGAAAGGCGCGUGUGUGCUUUUCCAGAGUGAAGGGCGUACGGAGAAGACCAAGGCAAUGCUCGACCUGAUGGUAUGUGAUGCAAUAGCAUAUAUGGUGGACAUGUGGAAAUGUGGAAUGUUUUUGGAGCUCCUGGAUUCUCAUGUGCAAUCGACUGGCCCUGCGAAGAAGGUGACGAAGACGAAAAAGAAGAAGAAGGACGUGAAUCCAAAGUCUGAGUCCAAAGAAGCGAGCACCGAUAAAGAAGCAAGCCCCGACAAAGAAGCAAGCCCCGACAAAGAAGCAGGCCCCGACAAAGAAGCAGGCAUCGACAAAGAAGCAGGCAUCAACAAAGAAGCAGGAUUCGAUAAAAAAGCAAGCAUCAGUCAAGAAGCAGACAUUGACAAAGAAGCAAGCAUCAACAAAGAAGCAGGAUUCGAUAAAGAGGCAAGCUCCGACAAAGAAACAAGCCUCGACAAAGAAGCAAGCCUCGACAAAGCAGCAGAAUUCGAUCAAGAAGAAGGCAUCAGCAAAGAAGCAGACAUUGAUAACGAAGCAAGUACCGAUGAAGACGCAAGCACUGACGAAGACGCUUCAGGCGGUGCCUCGAUUCUGUGAUAGACUUCCCGGAGGCUCCUCUCACGACUUGGACAUGACGCUUUUCUUUGGCCUUUGUUUAUUUAGAGCGAGGAUAUGGUGGCAGAGUACGAGUUCAUAGCGAGUGCGUUUUGUCUAGCGAACACUAAGGUAGUAUGAAUUCACAUACCUAGCAGGUUACAUGAUAUACGAAACCUUAUCCAUCUAGAUGAUGCCGAUCUAUGCGGUAGAGAUAGUAGUAGUCGAUGAUUAGCAGAGAGUCCGGAAUAUAGUGGAUAAGCUAGCAAAAGAUACCCGUGGACGAGACGAGGGUAACGAUAGCAACCGAUACAUGUACUUGAAGGGCCAGGGGGAUGAAGCGCGCUUCCUCUGCAUCUCAC
This is a messenger RNA of Trichoderma harzianum CBS 226.95, 1493 nucleotides long. RefSeq lists its product as hypothetical. The transcript is spliced from 7 exons. NCBI's taxonomy places the organism in Eukaryota, Fungi, Ascomycota, Sordariomycetes, Hypocreales, Hypocreaceae. The record is from RefSeq and is a predicted model, not a curated record. The coding region runs from base 1 to 1134 and encodes 377 amino acids.